Molecule: messenger RNA, 1704 nt
Organism: Aspergillus tanneri
Lineage: Eukaryota; Fungi; Ascomycota; Eurotiomycetes; Eurotiales; Aspergillaceae
Gene: cps1
Product: Gly-Xaa carboxypeptidase
Exons: 3
Coding region: 1-1704 (567 amino acids)
Cellular component (GO): fungal-type vacuole lumen
Molecular function (GO): metallocarboxypeptidase activity
Source: RefSeq, a predicted model, not a curated record
AUGCGCUCAAUGGUUCCUAUUGCCCCAGCCAUUGUUGGGCUAUUAUUACCCUCGGCUAUAUCCUUUACUAUUCCUUCCCCGCAACAAGUCCUCCACUCCUUGGCCGAACAGGACAACAAUCUCUGCCCUCUGCCCUCAAAGAUAACGCCACCGGAUGAUGGUUUAACUUCGCCACUCAAAUACCUCCAAGAUGAUAGUCUUCGAACACGCCAGGCCGACCGACUCUCCAGAGCCGUCCAGGUGCCAACUACAGUCAACGAUUUUAUGACAGAUCCCUACGACGAAGGAUUCGCUCCAUUUAUCGAGUUCCAGCAACUUCUCCGGUCCCUUUUCCCGCUCACCCACUCCCACGCCCGCGUAGACCACAUCAACAGACUCGGUUUGGUUUUCACGCUCAAUGGCACCAACACCUCCCUCAAGCCGUUGCUGUUCAUGGCCCAUCAGGACGUCGUGCCCAUUAACGACCCCUCCGACUGGACCCACCCUCCAUUCGCUGGCCAUUUUGACGGCGAAUGGCUCUGGGGUCGUGGUGCCAGCGACUGCAAGAAUGUCCUAAUUGGUCUCCUAUCCGUUAUCGAGGACCUGCUUAGUCAAGACUGGCUACCAGCUCGCAGCGUGGUUCUCGCCUUCGGCUUUGACGAGGAAUCUCACGGCUUCCUAGGAGCCGGAUCCAUCUCUCAGUUCUUGGAAGAGAAAUACGGCCCCGACAGCUUUGAGUUCAUCCUCGAUGAAGGUGGUAUGGGACUCGAAGUCGUCGGAGGUGACGGUGUCAAUGACGGCGUGGUUUACGCCCUCCCUGGUGUCGGCGAGAAAGGGGCCCUUGACAUCGUGCUCAACCUCGACGUCACCGGCGGCCACAGUUCCGUCCCACCUCCGCACACUGGUAUCGGAAUAAUGUCAGAGAUCAUCUACGAGCUGGAGCGACAGGAUCUUUUCAUCCCUGUGCUGCAUGAUGGCCACCCCUCCCGCAAAAUGCUCGAGUGUCAGGUCCGCCAUUCCCCGGACAACGUUGAACCUUGGCUCGCUUCCGCCCUCCAGUCCUCCGACCACGUUUCUCUCGCGGCGAAAGUAGCCGCCUCACGCGGUGAGAAGGUCCGCUUCACACUGCAAACCUCCCAGGCAGCAGACGUCUUCGUUGGUGGUGUUAAAUCCAAUGCUCUGCCCGAGAAGAUCUCCGCCAUCGUCAACUACCGCGUCGCUCUGCACCAAACCCCAAAGGCCGUGAUAGAUCGUGCUGUCCGCAUCAUCGGUCCCAUUGUCGAGAAACAUAAUCUGACCUGGACCGCCUUCCCCACUACUGGGGAAUACGAGAAAGCUUCUCCUAAUCACCUUACAGUGACCCUGUUGAAUGAACCUCUUAACCCGGCCCCUGUCAGCCCGACAGAUAUUGACACCGACGCUGUCUGGGCACGUUUUGCCGGUGUGACACGAUCUGUCUUCGAGUCGGUCCCUAGUUUGAAGGGUAAAAAAGUUGUCGUUAGUGGAGAUAUCAUGACCGGCAACACGGAUACUAGAUUCUACUGGAAUCUGACUCGCAAUAUUUACCGCUGGAGCCCAUCGCGUGUCGGUGGUACGUACAAUAUUCAUACGGUCGAUGAGAGGAUCAGCAUCGACGUGCACUUGGAAGCCAUGGCGUUGUACUAUGAUCUUAUCCGUGCCUUUGAUGUUGCCUAUGCUCGCACCGAAGUUGCCCGUGACUUAUGA